AUGAUGACAAUGACAAGGGACUCACGAUUGACGAUUCAUGAUUGUUCGUGACCUGACCAAUUUUGUUGAUUGAUUCUAAUACAAAUAGUUUACUUGAAAUGCAGUUAAAUUACCAAAAUUUUAUUUAAGAGUCUGGUUGGACGUGUCAUUGUUGGCACUGUCCUCAAACCUAGCCUGUAAAUAUUUAAUAUGGACGAAGCGUCCAUGAAUCGUUAUGAAAAACAAUUAUAUACUGUUUUCAAAAAGUUCGACGUAGAUAACGAAGAAGCCUUAGAUAGAUCAGCAGUUCACAAACUUUGUGACGCAUUACAGCUCGAAGAUCGUGGUGCUGCCCUUGUCAAUACACUCUUCGAACGGCGAUCAGAUCGCGUCACCUUCGCCCAGUUUCGGAACGGCUUGCUUGCCGUGCUGGGUGGUACAGGGGAAGACACCUCGCGCGCCGUGCCUGCACCGCCAGCGCCGCAGCCGCCUGUCGACCCGCCACAGCCCGACCUGCCGCCGCAUCACAGUGACGAGGAUUCUUCUGGCCGCGAAGUGGCCCCUAAAUUUGUAUUCGGGUCCAAAAAGUAUGGACGUCGAUCGAGGCCUUCGCGUUCAGGACCCGCGUUAGAUGAGGUACCGAGUCCGCGCUCCUCUUCUGCGUCUCGCCUCGACACCGAUGAUAAAAGAGCCAAACAGCGAAUGAGAUGCAGGCGAAGUGCCUCUGCAAUGGAGAGUCGUGACGACACAGUCGCUCUCGAGGACGUCAACGAGACAUUCGAACACGACCGGCGUAUAGACCGAGAUGAAGCGCUCGCCUUGUGUCGCGGCCUAAACAUGGAUGGUAUCGACCGGCGGCUUGUAGAGCGCAUAUUCGAUGAUGCUGGAACCACAGACACUACAGUGGGCGAGUUCUUCGAUCGCUUAAACUCGUCACUUACUACUACUAUGGAAGAGGCUACGCGUGAAGUACGAGGUACCCCGGCUAUCGGUGAUAGCGAAGGCGACACAGUCGACGACGAGGCAGCCGGUGGGCUGGCCAGCGAGCUGGUGCUGGAGGCGUGGGAGCGCGCCGGCGUGCAGCAGCCGCGCCGCCUGCUGGCCGAGCUCGGCUUCCCCGCCGCCGCGCUGCGCCCGCCCGACCUCGAGCGCGCGCUGGACGCCGAGCUGCGCGCCCUGCCCGAGCCGCCGCACGACGCCGCCGCGCUGCUGCUGCGCGCCGCCCUGGCGCUGUGCCGCCUGCGCCUGGAGCGAGCCCGCCGCCGCGCCGACCUGGCCACCGCUGAGCGCGACAAGCUCCGCGGCGACGUCGCCGAAGCUAACAGACACGCCAGGAUUCUAGCGCAAGAAGUCGACGAAAGUCACGCUCGUAUCGAAGCCGAAUUGAAAGCGAGCCUCAAACGUGCAGAGGCGCGGCAUGCGGAGACGACCCGCCAGACCGCUGCCGAGAUCACAACCGAGCGGGAACGCGCCGCCGCAGCCCUGGCGCGCCUGGAGGCCGAGGUCGUACGCCGCAUCGACCUAGAGGGGCGCCUGCGCGGUGAAAUAAGUGGACUCCGAGACCGCGCCGACGAGGCAGAGGCCCGCGCUGCGGCCGCGGAGGAGCGCUGCGCGGACGCGGCUCGCGAGGCCGCGCGCCUCGCCGGCGAGCUGCGCGAGGCGCAGGCGCGGGCGGCCGCGGCACAUGACAGCGGCGCCCCCGCGGCGCACGCGGCCGAGCUGCGGCGCCUGCAGCGGGAGUGCCAGCAGCUGCGCGACCGCAACGACGAGCUGUGCGCGGCGCUGGAGACGCACGCGGGGGGGCGGCGCCCGACGAGGGGGGGGGCGGCGUCCGCGCGGGGGGACCUGUCUAGCGAGCUGCACUCUUUGCUCACUCAUGAAAACUCUGAGGAUUGUGAUUCAUCUCCAGUGAGUUUAGACCAAAAGAUUUCUGGCCACGUGGAUGCGGUUGCAAUACUUCGAGAGAUCUGUGAAAUCGUUCGCGACAUCCCCAGCCCGGCGGAGUGUCCGCAGUGCGGCGACGUGGCGGCCGCCGUCCGCCGCCUCCCCUCGCCCCGCGCCCACGCCGCCGCGCAGACCGACGCGCCCGACCACGACCUGCUGGCAGACGCCGAGCGCCGCCAUCGUGACGAGAAACAGAAGCUAGCCGGCCUCAUCAAGGAUCUCGAGGGCAGCCUCGAGCAGAUGAAGGCGGAGUACGACAAGUGCGAGGACUACUGGAGUAGCAAACUGGACGAGGAGCGCGACGCCUGGGCCGAGGAGCAGCGCCUGGGCGACGAGCGCCUCGCCGACCUCGUCGCCAAGAUCGGCGAGUACGAGCGCCAGUUCGCGCCCGCGCCUCCCCUGCCCACCAUCGACGAGCGCCUCAGCCUCGAGGCGCAGGUCACCGACCUGGAGGACGAGUUCCAGCGCUACCGCUCGGACAAGGAGGCCGAGCUGAGCGCCGCGCGCGCCGAGUGCUCGCGCCUGGCCGCGCGCCUGCAGCGCCUCGAGGCGGAGCGCGGGCCGCGCGCGGAGGCGGAGCGCGAGGCGGGCGCGGGCCGCGCGGCGCGCGAGGUGCGGGAGCUGCGCGCGCGCACGGCGCGGGCGGAGGCGGCGGCGCGGCGGCUGACGGCGCGGCUGGCGGCGGCGGACCUGCUGGUGAAGGACCUGUACGUGGAGAACUGCCAGCUGGCGCACCGCCGCCCGCUCUGACGGCGCCGGACGUUCGCCGUGUCGCAAUGUUCGACACGAGUGCCUUCACUAAUUAUUCUGUGCAAGUAGGUACAUAAUCUCACACUCAUGAUCACUAAAGCUAAGCGUCCACUUGUCGGUAUCGUACGCAACGGACGUAUCGCACGC
Molecule: messenger RNA, 2820 nt
Organism: Helicoverpa zea (corn earworm)
Lineage: Eukaryota; Metazoa; Arthropoda; Insecta; Lepidoptera; Noctuidae
Gene: Bsg25D
Product: blastoderm-specific protein 25D
Biological process (GO): microtubule anchoring at centrosome
Cellular component (GO): centrosome
Source: RefSeq, a predicted model, not a curated record